This is a messenger RNA of Cynara cardunculus var. scolymus (artichoke), 3349 nucleotides long. Its product is annotated as zinc finger CCCH domain-containing protein 12-like. Gene Ontology annotation, molecular function: mRNA binding; metal ion binding. Bases 2428 to 3168 code for a protein of 246 amino acids. The transcript is spliced from 4 exons. Lineage: Eukaryota; Viridiplantae; Streptophyta; Magnoliopsida; Asterales; Asteraceae. The record is from RefSeq and is a predicted model, not a curated record.
UCCCCAUUUCUUCACGGUCAUAUUCUUCUUGCCUUUUAGUUUUUCUGUUGUUUCUUGAAAUUAUGGCAUGGAAAUCCCCAAAAUUUCAAACUCACCGCAUCGAAAAUGGGUUCUUAAACGCAUAUUGGGGGAGAACGAGAAAGAAAGCCCCAAAAAAUUGCGGUGGUCGGUGGUUUGUUUGAGAUCCUUGUUCCAUCGGUGUGAUUGUGUGUCGAUGGGUUAGGAGCUAAGAUGGUUUGAAUAUGUAUUCCAUCUUGGCUGUCAUCCAUUUUGGAUACAGUAGAAUUCCAUUAGGAAAAUUUUCCAAAGUUAAUAUUAAACCAAGUAGACAAAUUUAGAAGGAUUGACUGUACAUGGGUAGUGCAGCUCCAAAAGACGACGAUCCAAACUAAGUUAUUGUUGUUUAGAAUAAAUAAAAAAGCUUGGCCAAAAUAUUUGGUGAAUCAUUGAUACAAACUAGUAGAAUCGAUAAAUGCAAGUAGAAAGCCCAAAAUUCAGUCUCUCACUUUAUUGUAAAGCAGAUAAAUGGAGAAUCUGCAAUGCAAAUAGAGAAACCCAAAAUUCUAAUAGCAUCACCAAUAUUUUGAAUGUGGAAUCAAGACAAGCCAAAUAGAUUGAGAUUUUGCGAUGUAUUAUAUUACAACUUUCAAAUCCUAUACAACAGAGGUACUGUAACAAAGGAACAAUAAAACUACCUAAAUAACAACAAAGGGUUCAGAGUACAAAUAAACCAACAUAUAAUGCUUGUUUUUGCUUGAUUGAUUUUUGAUAUUAUUUUAACCCUCAUCCUUGAUCCCUGACAUAUCAUCACUUCCCCACAGCCCUAUCUACCUUGAUGAAGCUAUCUACUUGAACUCAAUGCUUGUCAAUAGAUAAAGCAGCUGUUCAUACUUCCUUCGCUUGGCUUGUUCAAAAGUGAAUCAUGGACUGCUCAUUGAACUCAUAGUUCCUUCGAACCUCUCUGUAGGGUUUGGUUCCCGAACUUUUUGGAGUCUUUGAGCAUAGUUAUAAAGAGCUUAAUUGCACAAAGCCCCUUACCCUCAUCGUGUGUUGAGCUCAAUUGACCCCCAUAGCCUUAACUUCUUAAAUCAUAUAUGACAAAUCUUAGAACCGUUCAAAAACAAAGAGAAGAAAAGUAGGAAAUUGUAUUUUUUGUUUUAGAUAUCACCAACACAACAAGCACACGAAUUGCACAUAAGCGGUUGACUGUUUUGAUUCUUCUCAACUGAUAAGGCCAAUACUUUAGGUCAUGUAGAUGAGAAGUUCUACUUUACUUUCGAUUCUUGUAUUUAUCGGCUUAAAAGGCCCCUCUCGGGUUGGAGCCCGAUUUGGGCUUAGGAGUUAGGGGUCUGAACAUACUGGUAUCUUUGGUUCCCCUAUCGUUAAGACAAGGAUCUGUUUUGGUUUUUGCAAGCCGGAUGGAGGUUUGACAUAAAAUAAUCAUGAACAAUCAAAUACGUUUUCAGGGAUAGAAGCAAACAGAAUCAAGUUUUCCUCGUCCCAACUGGUAUUAAUCUUACAAUUAACAUGAAUUAAUCUUACAAUUAACAUGAAUUGGUUACCAUGAAUUGUUAAUGUUCUUUUCGGCCUUUCUAUGUAAAAUGACUGUAUAUGUUUGAAAAUCCUCUUGAUGUAGGCAACAUAUGUUUGAAAAUCUAACCAUUUGGGUUUAGUUUGAGUCGAAGCAUUAGUUCUACAUAUAUUCUAUAAUAACUGCUUUCAUCGGGUAAUUUUCCCUCUUUCAUUGUCAUACUUGCUGUUAGUUAUUUAAUUUAAGUCUUAAUGCGUUAGUUUUAGGUUGCUUAUUGGAUAAUAACUGUUUUCAUUGGGUAAUUUUCUUUUUCUAGUGUCAUAAAUACCCUUAGUUUGUUAAAUUAUUGUGAUAAGUUCAUGAAUCUGCUCUCUAGAUCUGUUCUAGUGACAAAGAUUGUACUAUUCUUAAGAUUUCCUUUCUUGGUUUAUUUUUAUUCUAGAUCUUUGGUUGUUGUUUAGGUAGUUUUAUUCUUCCUUUGUUACAGUAACUCUGUUGGGUAGGAUUUGAAGUUGUAAUAUAAGCAUCACAGAAACUCCAUCUAUUUGGAUGUUCUUGAUUCCACUUCAAAUAUUGGUGAUACUGUUGGAAUUUUGGGUUUUCUAUUUGCAUUACAAAUUCUCCAUUUAUUUGUUUCGUUCUUAAUUUAAGAUGCAAGUGAUACUUUGAAUUUUGGGCUUUGUAUUUGCGUCUAUCUAUUCUACUAGUUAGUAUCAAUGAUUCUAUAAAUAUUUAGGCCUAGCCUUUUUAUUUAUGUUAACGAACAAUAACUUAAGUCUUGCGACGUCGUUUUUGGAGUUGCACUACCCGUAUAUAAGUGUUUCUCCUAGGGUUUUGUCUACUUGGUUUAGUAUCAACUUUGGAAAGAUUUCCUGAGGGAUUCAGCCGCAUCCAAAAUGAAUGGCGGCCGAGAUGGGAGAAACAUCAUUCAUAUAAUUGGUGGACAUGGCCCAAGACGUGGAGCUGACAAUCGGGAUGAUCAACCUGUUUCGGGAAGGGAAGAAUUUGAAAUUCCAUCACUUGGGUCUCCUCGCUUUAUUAUUGAGAAACUGAGGUCAUCCAGAGUCCGACACUGCAGGAAGUUCUCUUCUGAAGAGGGCUGUCCUUUUGGUGAUAAAUGCACUUAUCUUCAUGAUGAUAAAAUGAAAGGCCGAGAAAGAACUGCGAUACUUUUGGGUCCUGGAUCUAGUGUUGGGUAUGGGAAUGGAGGAGCUACUGGGAGUGGAAGUGGAACAGCAGCAGCGCCGCCACUAGCACCACCACCACUAGCACUGCCACUAGCAGCAGCACCAGCAGCGGCACCACUAGUGUCAGCAGCGUCUAAUUCAACGGUGAAGCCGAGUUGGAAGACCAAGAUAUGUUACAAGUGGGAGCGGACAGGUAAUUGCCCAUACGGGAGCAAGUGCAUUUUUGCUCAUGGGGCGGCAGAACUGCAUCGAUACGGUGGUGGGCUUCUUGUUGACGACGAGGCUAACCCCAACCAGCAAGUGAACGUCGUAGCAGCCACCCGCUCAUCAGUGGCUCAUGUUGGUGGUUCUGGGCUGCCGCCAGCCACAUCAGAGAGACCCGUUAGGAAGUGGAAGGGUCCCGACAAGAUUAGCCGUAUUUAUGGGGAUUGGAUUGACGACCUCGAAUAAGCUCUCGUAGAAUUCAAAUCCUCCGUCCUUAAAAGGCGAAACUCGAAUCUGGCUUUUUGAAUAAGUCUCUGCUUUGCUCAUUUGAUUUCCAUGUUUGUGACCAUCAAAACUGUUGUUGACUCAACUUGCAUAACUUUGACUUUUUGGGAUCAAAAUGGAUGGGUCUUGAGGAUUUUGUUUC